AGCUACUUUCCUGGUGAGCAACGUUGGACUGUAGUGUCAGGAUGGUCCUAAGUGGGAGGCUCGGGGUGCUUCGGGUUUUGGGACUGUUUGCCGUGUUUGACGCGGUCUGCCUGCUGGACGCCGGCAUGCUCUUCCCCCGAGAGUCUUCCUCCAGAGAGGUGAAGGAGCUGAACGGGGUGUGGAGCUUCAGGGCUGACAAGUCCCCAAAGAGGAACCAGGGCUUCGAGAGUGCAUGGUACAAACGUCGCCUGGCAGAGACUGGCCCUGUGAUUGACAUGCCAGUUCCCGCCAGCUACAAUGACAUCACCCAGGACCCCACACUGAGAGAUUUCAUUGGCUGGGUGUGGUACGAACGAGAGGUGGUGGUGCCUGUCCGCUGGGUCGCUGAUGAAGGAAAAAGAGUGGUUCUGAGAGUGGGAAGUGCUCACUAUUAUUCAGUAGUGUGGGUGAACGGGGUGAAAGUGACAGAGCAUGAAGGUGGCCAUCUUCCCUUUGAGGCUGAGAUAGGCAGUCUUAUUCGCAACGACCCAUCGAAUGCAUGCAGGAUCACCAUCGCUGUCAACAACACUCUGACUCUGGAGACUCUUCCUCCAGGAAACAUCCAGUACCUGAACGACCCCACCAAGUACCCUGAUGGUUUUUUUGUGCAAAACAUCUUCUUUGAUUUCUUCAACUACGCUGGCAUACAUCGCCCCGUAUUGCUGUAUACUACCCCUAAGGCUUAUGUGGAUGACAUCACUGUGGUGACUGACUUCUUGGAUAACACCGGUCUAGUCCUAUACAACAUAUCAGUCCAAGGUGCGGCCACUGCCACCCUGAACAUCAGUUUGAUAGACAAAGAUGGCUACUCUGUGGCCUCCUCCUGCAAGCCAUCUGGAGUCCUCAAAGUAGUAGAUGUCAAGCUGUGGUGGCCAUAUUUGAUGCACCAGAAUCCAGGUUAUCUUUAUUCUUUGGAGGUUCGCUUAUUAUCGGCCAAUGGGAUAUCAACAAAUGAGGAUGUGUAUACUUUACCAGUCGGCAUCCGCACAGUCAACGUUUCCAGCACCCAGUUCCUCAUCAACAACAAGCCCUUCUAUUUCCAUGGGGUCAAUAAACACGAGGACGCUGAUAUUCGAGGUAAAGGCCUUGACUGGCCCUUGAUUGUCAAGGACUUUAACUUAUUGAAGUGGUUGGGCGCCAACUCGUUCCGCACCAGCCACUACCCCUAUGCUGAGGAGAUCAUGCAGAUGUGUGACCGCCAUGGCAUCGUGGUGAUAGACGAGUGCCCGGGGGUGGGCAUCAAAGACAUUCGCAAUUUUGGAAACGCCUCCCUGAAGCAUCACCUGGCUGUCAUGGACGAGCUCGUACGUCGGGACAAGAACCAUCCCUCUGUGGUCAUGUGGUCAGUAGCCAAUGAGCCGGCUUCAGAGAUGCACCCUGCUGAAUUCUAUUUCAAGACACUGAUAGAACACACCAAAGCUCUGGACCCUACCCGGCCCGUCACUUAUAUCACAGACAGUAACUAUGCCAAAGAUAAAGGGGCUCCCUAUGUGGAUGUAAUCUGUGUAAACAGUUACUUCUCCUGGUACCAUGAUCCAGGCCACUUGGAGGUCAUCUCCAUCCAGCUCAACACUGAGUUUGAAAACUGGUAUGGAAAGUACCAGAAACCCAUCAUCCAGAGUGAAUAUGGAGCAGAUGCUGUGCCCGGGCUUCACAAUGAUCCACCCGUGAUGUUCACUGAGGAGUACCAGAAGGUACUUCUGCAGAACUACCACAGCGUGUUCGACCAGAAGAGGAAGCAGUAUGUCAUUGGUGAACUCAUCUGGAACUUUGCUGACUUCAUGACUGUACAAGGGAUAUUCCGUGUGGUGGGGAACAAGAAGGGCGUUUUCACCAGGCAAAGGCAGCCUAAAGCAGCAGCAUUCAUCCUGAAGGAGAGGUAUUGGCGACUGGCCAAUGAAACCGGCACACUACCUCCUUGGACAAAGUACCCGUGCUCAUUCUGACACCCGUCACAGGGUGCACCCUGGCCAGAACAGGCUACAGGCGUGUAAACACUGUCUUAUGGAAAAGUGAAAUUCUGUUGAUUCUAGAGGCAGUUUCCUGAAGCACAUAUAGAACUGACCCUUUGGUAAGCCACACCCCGAAUAUGCAACUGGCCAAUCACAGCGCAGUAUAGGACUCACUCUAACUGAGGUCCGACAGUUUCAUGGCUGCGCUCCAUUGACUUGUAUGUAAGAUGUGUUUUGCUGUUAUUUAUUUUUUUUCCAAGAUUUGGUCAAAGCUGUUCCUGGGGCACUUUCACUAAUUAGUCGCUACCCCGAGAGGGUGAGAAGAGAAGUACGAUUUAUUCACUUUCCAAAACCUAAAACAAAUUCCGGAAAAUGUGGCUGUGGGUUGUUCUUAAUGUAAUGUUAGUUGGCUAACUCUGGCUAACUUACUACUGAAUGUAAUGUUAUAUAACCCUAUUCUGCUUUUCAAUGAUUUGUAAUUGUGAACAGAGACCUACCCAACUGUACAGGAGCAGUGUUAAUCUUAGUCUUAAUAUCGUUGUCUUUUGUCUCAAUACAGGUAAUGCGGUGGUUCACUUUUAUUCUGUGAUUGGUAGGCAUUAGCUUCUAUCUUUUUUUUAUUUUAUUUUUUUUUCAUGUCGUUUGACAGCCUUCAAAUGCAUAAUACAACAGCAAAACUGUAUGUGUCUUUCUGAGAUCGCUUUUUCCAAAAGUUAGACAAUAUUUAUCCAGGGAGUGCAGUAAUAAACAGUGGCAGCGCCGUGCUAAAAGUC
Messenger RNA from Micropterus dolomieu (smallmouth bass), 2764 nucleotides. It is a transcript of the gene gusb, whose product is annotated as glucuronidase, beta. Bases 42 to 1985 code for a protein of 647 amino acids. Lineage: Eukaryota; Metazoa; Chordata; Actinopteri; Centrarchiformes; Centrarchidae. The transcript is spliced from 12 exons. Gene Ontology annotation, molecular function: carbohydrate binding; beta-glucuronidase activity. Gene Ontology annotation, biological process: carbohydrate metabolic process; glucuronoside catabolic process. The record is from RefSeq and is a predicted model, not a curated record.